UAGCAUUCAACAUGGCGGCACAGACGUCGACAGUGAAAUUUAGUGAUAUAUACGAACUAAAAGAGGAAUUGGGGAAGGGAGCAUUUUCCAUAGUACGGAGAUGUGUACAGAAGGCUACUGGGCUGGAAUUUGCUGCUAAAAUAAUAAAUACCAAGAAAUUAUCUGCUAGAGAUCAUCAGAAAUUGGAAAGAGAAGCAAGGAUCUGUAGGUUGUUAAAACAUCCAAAUAUAGUUCGAUUACAUGACAGUAUACAGGAUGAAGGCUUUCAUUAUUUAGUGUUCGAUUUGGUAACAGGUGGUGAAUUGUUUGAAGAUAUUGUGGCUAGGGAAUUCUACAGUGAGGCAGAUGCCAGUCACUGCAUGCAGCAAAUAUUAGAGAGUGUUAAUUAUUGUCAUCAACAUGGUAUAGUCCACAGAGAUCUCAAGCCCGAGAACCUGAUAUUGGCGAGUAAAGCCGGAAGUCCUGCAGUCAAACUAGCCGAUUUUGACUUAGAUUGUGAGCCGGAAAACUUAUUGCUUGCCAGUAAAGCAAAGGGUGCUGCUGUGAAAUUAGCUGAUUUUGGUCUUGCCAUCGAGGUGCAAGGAGACCAGCAAGCAUGGUUUGGUUUUGCAGGGACACCCGGUUACUUAUCACCAGAGGUGUUAAGAAAAGACCCGUAUGGAAAACCAGUAGAUAUAUGGGCAUGUGGUGUGAUAUUAUAUAUCUUACUUGUGGGUUAUCCCCCUUUCUGGGACGAAGAUCAGCACAGAUUAUAUGCCCAGAUAAAAGCUGGUGCAUACGACUAUCCAUCUCCAGAAUGGGACACGGUGACACCUGAAGCUAAGAACCUCAUUAACAGUAUGCUUACUGUUAACCCAGCCAAGAGAAUCACAGCCUCCGAGGCACUCAAACACCCAUGGAUAUGUCAACGAGAACGUGUCGCAUCUGUGGUGCAUAGGCAAGAAACAGUGGACUGCCUCAAGAAAUUCAAUGCUCGUAGGAAACUUAAGGGUGCCAUCUUGACCACAAUGCUGGCUACAAGAAAUUUUUCAAUAAACAAAGGCCGCAGUCUAAAUGUGAAGAAGAAUGAUGGCAUCAAAGAAUCCACAGACAGCAGUACAAUUGAGGAUGAAGACACCAAAAGCAAACCAGAGCUUGAGACGUUUUCCCGGACUUCAACUGUUACUCAGCGGACGAUACAGCGGCAAGAAACAUUCGGAAAACAUGAGCUGACCCGAAAGCAAGAGAUCAUCAAACGUACAGAACAACUUCUGCAAGCUGUGACAAGUGGAGACUAUGAGGCCUACACGAAACUGAUAGACCCUCACCUAACCAGUUUUGAACCAGAGGCACUGGGCAAUCUUAUUUUAGGCAUGGACUUCCAUAAAUUCUAUUUUGACCAUGUCUUGUCAAAAAACAACAAACCCGUGAACACCAGCAUUUUAAACCCCCACGUCCACCUGCUGGGUGAGGACGCUGCGUGCAUCGCCUAUAUUCGCUUAACACAGUAUAUAGAUAGAAACGGCCUUCCUGUAACAAUGCAGUCGGAAGAAACCCGCGUGUGGCAACGUAAAGACGGGAAGUGGCAGAACGUGCACUUCCAUCGGUCGGGCAGUGCGUCCGCUCCACACGGAAAAUAGUCGGCCUGUCCCGUGUUUACUUGUGAACAGUUUUAGCUUUCUUUGGGCAACUUGUUUGCCUGCCAGGUUGUCUUCAGCACACCUAUUUUUGCAUGGUUUGAUGUCACACAUCAUGGAAGCAGUUUUAAAAUUCCACAUUUAUUUUGUUUUUCGAAUUUGACACAACAGCCGGUACAGACAUCACUCUACUACUACUACUACUACUACGGCUGCCAGUGGUAAAAAGCCGGACAUGUCAGACAGCUGGGAGUGAUGAUGACCGUAUAUACACAAACACACUGACUAGCAGACUGAAAAGUCUUUCAUUAUGCAGGUUCUUAACAUGUGGAGAAGUGAUAAGCCAGUUUAUCCUUUGUUAGCCAAUGUAUAAUUGGUUGGUUGAAAGGCCAGACUUUGGCUGGAUAGAGCUGUAAUUGUUAGCUAAUGUUUGAUUGGCUGGUUAAGCAAAAGGGGGGUUUGGCUGGAAAGAGGUGUGUCUUCAUUAGCCAGUGUUUAAUUGGUUGGUUGAAAGACAGACUUUGGCUGGAUAGAGCUGUAAUUGUUAGCUAAUGUUUGAUUGGCUGGUUUAGCAAAAGGGGGCUUUGGCUGGAAAGAGGUGUGUCUUUGUUAGCCAAUGUUUGAUUGGUUGGUUAAAGAAACUGGGACUAGGCUGGAAAGACUUGUUCUUGUUAGCCAAUGUUUCAGUGAAUGGUUCAAAAGGGGGCUUGGCUUGAAAGAGCUAGAUUUAAUAAAAUGAAAUAUGUAUGGAUUGAUAUUACUGAACAAAUGGUGAGAAAAAUAAGAAACUGUAAAACGUUGUUUUAGAAAGGUGAAAUAAAAGAAAUCCUUGUUAAUAUUAUUAUCAUCAUUGUGCAAUAGUAUUCUGUUCAGAUAUUUGUGUUUUUUGUUCUGUUGCCAGAAUUUUACGAUCAUUUCACUUAAAUAAUUGCUAGUUGAAUACUUUUGUUACAAUAACAAUUAGGUUAAGAGGUUAACUAACCAUAUUUUUCGAAUACAAACUUUAGGUUUGAAAGCUUUUAGCUCUUGAAAUUAGUAUCUUGUUUUAUGUCUUGACCAGUUUGGUGAAUUAACCAAAGCUAUUCAAAACUUUUUUUGUGUAGGUGCAACAACUGUAGAUUUGUUGUUGUCACUUUAUUACUAGUUUGUUUGCAAUCUGUGUAGCUUCUAUUAUUACUAUUAUAUUUGCUUAGAUACUAAUGACCACAACUCUAAACAUUGUGAUAAUUUUAACUGAUCAUAACCAUGCACAUGCUCAGUAGUAAGCCUAAUAGAAUAAUGGAUGAAGAAUAAAUUUGUCAUAAUGUUAAGUUACAUGACACAUUGUUUCAAAUUGAGUGGAAAACUUCAGAGUGUUUCCUAGUGACUUGAUGUUUUUGCUGGGUUAGAAUGGUCUAUCUAAGGAUGGAGUUUCACCUAUUUGAUAACAGGCCACCACCAUCUAUUUUAGAAUGGGACUUGCUCCAUGUUGGGUUAUGGACUAUUUUACGAUGGGACCCCAUCUGACUGACAAUGAAUCGUGCAUGGUGAACAUUCAGAAACUCCUUGGAUGAUUCAUGAAUAAUAUUCUUCUCUCGAAACAUUAAGUAACUUAAGUUUGUUUUCGUAAAUCAUCUUUCCAGCUAUAUUUUGAGUUAGUUCCACAAUAUCAAUAAAAUAUGCCAAAACAUGAAAAUGUCAAUACCAUAAGUUUAACAACAAUGAACAUCUAUUGCAGUUGCAGUUAAAAAGAUAUUAUUAUGAUCACAAAUUGCUUUAUUUUGGCUUCUUCUUUUUUCGUUUUUUAGGAGGGGCAGGGAGAUGUGUUUUCAGUGUUGAAUUUGAGGCAUACAGACAUAUUCAAACAAUAAAAAUGUAAGCAGUUAAAGUAAAGACAUGCUGUCUUAACCAACCUGAUUUAUUUCGAAGGCUUUAUAAUUAAGAAUUGUUUUCUUGAUAACUUGUAUUCAGGAUUAUCAUGUGUACUAAAUCUCAACAUCACAUGUAGGUUGUGAAAUGAACUGUGGCGUUAAUAUAAGCUACCUAUUGAUGGUGCAGCAUGAUUAGCUCACAAAUCAAAUAAGGUAGGAUGCUUUAAAAGGCACGUCCUCAGAUUCUGGUUGGAGUUAUCUCCCUUACUUGUAACGGCCAAUGUUGAUCGCUGUGAAGCAUAUCAGUUGUUUAGCACCUCAUUAAAUGUUCACCUGAAUGUUCGCUUUGUUUAAUACAGCAAUUUUUUUAUAGUGAUUGGUUAAUAUAUGUUGCAGUUCUGUUCUGUGCAGUGAUUGGUUCAUCAAUAUUGCUGCAUUCCCCUUCCCCCACUAAGGUGUUUUAUUAUUGGCUGGCUAUUUAUAUGCUGGGAUAUACCUGGUAUUGAAGUUUUGAUGUACCGUAAGCAUUCACAGGUAUUAAAUAACUGGCAUAUGUCAUAAUCCUUGUAUGUGUUUUAACCAGCUACUUAGCUAUGUGGCAUUGGAAAGAUUUUAAUAUAUUUAGAUUUGUUACUCAAACUAUGUCAUGUGAACAAAAAUAAAAACUGUUCUUAUUUGUGGUUUUUGCAUUUUAUGGCAGGCUUAUGUAAAUAUUGCCAUUUUUAUUUAGAUUUUUAUUAUCAUUUAAUAUUGGCAACUUAUAUUUUAUUUGAACUAUUUUAGGCUUUAUCUUAAAAUAUAUUGUAUAUUCUGCUGUUGUCUGUGUGAACAGAGUUGGCUCCUAUUUACCUCCAUGUCAUAUUGUACAUUUCCUGAUGGUUUUAAUCUUUUCUUCUUGCUUUUUUUUUUUUGGUCUCAUUUUUAUGAAGUAAAAAGGUGAAAUAUAGGGAUUACUUUUCUGAUGUUUAAGUUAUGUUUUAGCUCCAUAUCUCACAAACUAUAAAAUCCUACAUCAAUGAAACUUGGUUUAUUGUUGCACCUGUGGAUGUUCAUCACAAUAUAUGGGGGAAAAAAAGUUAUUAAAUGUAUUUAUUUAAGAUACUUUUGCAUUUAACUCAAUAUCAUAUAUCAAUGAAACUUGGUUUAUUGUUGCACCUAUGGGUGUUCAUCACAAUACAUGUGAGGAGAAAAGAAAAUUGAACUGAAUGUUUUUAAUUGAAUUUUUUUUUAAAGCUUAAUUUAUUUCAUUUAAAAAAAUUUUAUAGAUUUGUUUUAACAUGCAUUGAGAUGGACAUCUGUCUAUGCAACUGUCAGCGAUAUUGAAUAAGGCGAGACAUGUACUUCUGGGGAAUUCUGGUUAUUACCACAUUAUAAGCAAUGAUAAAAUAUUUAUAAAAGUUUUGUUCGCUUUUAAAAAUAUAUUUCAUGGUUAUGGGAAGGGAUAAGCUGUUAGGGUAUAGCACAUUAUUGAUAUUUAUAUGUAUAUGUAUAUUGGUCCAUUAAUACUGAAAGUAAUCUUUUGAAAAUUAAAUACAUUUUGAAUUUAAAAAAAAGAGUCCAAGAUUUAGCAUUCAUUGAAAUGUUACUGAUGCAUCUGGCAUUCCAUGGUGUGUGUGAUUUCACACUGUUCCUGUUUGGACUUCGCAUUUCCCAAAGAAACAUUCACAAAAACAUGUACGGGGUCUGCACAUAUUUGAUUCAGCAAAAAUUGUGGUUUCUGCCUGAAACCUUAGUGGUAUAGGGGCAUAUGAAAAUACUGGGGGUUUUGUGGUCUGAGAAAACAUCCAUGUGUUUACUGCACACUAUGGUGUUUGGUAUUUACUGACAGCAGUAGUUCUAACUACAGCCAAUUAAUUGGCAAACUAAACACCCUUUUUCUUACUUGGGGAUGGAGCAAGAUAAAAAUUUACGUCAUAGUUUUAUCAGGUUAUAUCUUAUGAUACUAUUAUAAUGCUGCAUAGUAAACAUUAUUGUUAUUUAUAGAUGUGGACUGGUCUUCUUUUUUUUUUCUUUUUUUUUUGCAAUAAAUGAUGAAGUAGACAACAUUGUGCAUUGUGUACUUACUGUGGUACAUACAGUAUUUUAAUUAUAUGUUUUAUUGUGAUAUGGUAGCCAUCAGCACUGAAGCAAACACUUUCUUUGAGAGGGUGGUUGUGCCAUGUUUAAAGUCGCUAUCCCUAGUUGCUAUGGUAAUUACUUCUUCUGUUUCGCAGGACAACCAGAAAAACACACAAUUUGCCCAUGUAUAUAAUUUAAGUAAUACAUUGUAAGUAACUUUAAAUUAACAGUUAAAUAAAACCCUAUAACAAUCCGAAAUAUUUUACGCUGUCUAAUAAUGAAGGUGAGUGUCUUUGAUGAUUCAAAACCAAUGUUUAUUACUACUGUAGGGAGAAGAAACAAAAACAGCUGUUUAAAUAAUGCUGAUUAUGUAAUCUGCAUUCUCGAUAUGCUAAAUUAGCAUUUUAAUGGUAAACUGUUUGGACUGGGAAAACGCCCGGAGAAGGAGCUGUCACCUUUUGCUCCCAUUGAAGAUAUAGAGUUUGUUGAAAAUUUUGAUGACCGUAUGCGACAGUCUUUUACAGUUAAGCUAUUAAGAAAAGCAUUAGUAUUGAGGUGUUGUGUCAUCUCCAGUUGGACCGGGUUUGCUAAAGGAAGGAAUUUGAGAGCCUGAUUGUUGGGUUCAGAAGUGUGUAAAUCAAUUUGCUCACAAGAAUAUCCACUUCAACUUACUGCUUUCUUUUUUAAAUUCCUGAUUUUCUUUUUCUGUCAUAGUGUAUACAUGUAUGAUCUCAAUGGGGCAAAAUUGACAUGAUGUGCAUAAAUAUCUGAUGUGAAUUGACAUAAUAAAACAAACUAUUUGCAAUUUAUAAUGGUUUCACUCAAAUUAUGCCAUUUGCAAUCUUUAAACAAAGUGAUGUUUUCUUGUGUGUGGUUGGGUUUUUUGUUCCAUAUAUAAAAUUGUUGUAAAUUUCUGUAGCUAGGGUGUAGUAUGUAUUUUGUACUUUUCUCAAUUUUUUCAGAACUUGUGCUGCAUAUAUAUUUGUAUACUUAAUAUAUAAUAUAUAUUAUAUAUAUAAUAUACUUUUCUGGGAAUGACCUUUUUUGACAUUCUCUAGAUUUACAAAGCCUGCCAUUCUUAUUGAACAUAGUACAAAUCUUUAACUUAUUACAAUGCUUUAUCUAUUGAUGUUGAUUUGAUUGUGUUUUUUCUCUCUGUUUUACCCCUAUAGUAGGGAGAGCAAUUUUGCAGCACUUUUCAAUUCAGGAGUCAUAUUGCAUUUUAGAUGUGCUUGUUGUGCCUGUAUAAUAAGGAUGUAUAAAAGGAAACUUUAUUUGUGUAUUUGUUUUUCUUGUUCCACAAGUUGUAUUGACUGGGAACAGGAACUCUAUUUACGUGCCCAUAUCCACAAAGGUUCAGGAACACCCACCCCGGACCCAGUCUCUGACUUCGCCAGUGGCCCAUUCCGGGGUGGGAAGGUAUUGACUGGAUACCUGUAUCUCAAUUUCAACCCUUAAUACUAACAGCAGGGCUCUCAUUUGGCAUUGACCCCUUAAUUCGUAUUAUCUGUUUGGUUGGAAAUGAGCUACUCCAGUUAAGUGUCAUCUUUGCAUUUAUCAUCAGUCUCAUCCCUGUGACUUCAUAUCUUGGUCAAAACUCUCUGGGAAGGCCAGAUGUUGUAUCCAUGACAGGCAUGCUUAAAUACAUGUAGUUCUCAGAUGGAAGCAUACCCAAAAUUAUUCCUACCCACACCCCUGUAACUUGCAGUCUGUAAUCGGUAUAUGUUAAAAUUUGUCUGGUCAAUGUAUUGGAAUGGAUUUAGUUACACUUAUACUACAGUUGCUGUUUGUUUUACUAGUCGGUAUGUAAUGAAACAUGUUCCUGUUCUUUGUUUUAAAUUUAAUUUGAUAACAGUUGAAGCGACUCUGUUUUCAUUAUUUAUAACUAGGACUGUUUGAGGAUGAGGGAUUAAAUAUCACAUUGAAGUUUCUUGUCUAGCAGAUUCUGUCUUCCUUGUUUCUUUUAAAGAACUUUAAUAAAUCUUGCCUACUGGUUCAACCGGUUUCUUAUUUAUGUAGGCUUAAAAAUGGCCACUGCUACCUACUGCUGAAAUUAAACAAAUUAAUUUAACAAUAAAUUGUAUACUUUUAUAAAUUGUAUAAUUGUAACACAUUUGAAUUUGAUUAUCAUUAACUUUAAUGUCAUAAUUUUGGGGUAUGUGAAUUGAGGCUAUAUCCUGCUUGUGGGACUGCACAUAUAAAUGGACUCCUUGUAAUUAAAUAAAAAUGAUAAUCUGUCAUAA
Gigantopelta aegis is the source of this 7767-nucleotide messenger RNA. Its product is annotated as calcium/calmodulin-dependent protein kinase type II subunit delta-like. Gene Ontology annotation, biological process: protein phosphorylation. Bases 12 to 1619 code for a protein of 535 amino acids. The record is from RefSeq and is a predicted model, not a curated record. Gene Ontology annotation, molecular function: calmodulin binding; ATP binding; calcium/calmodulin-dependent protein kinase activity. Lineage: Eukaryota; Metazoa; Mollusca; Gastropoda; Neomphalida; Peltospiridae. Gene Ontology annotation, cellular component: neuron projection; cytoplasm. The transcript is spliced from 21 exons.